This is a messenger RNA of Trametes versicolor FP-101664 SS1, 1501 nucleotides long. RefSeq lists its product as uncharacterized. The transcript has 6 exons. Bases 41 to 1177 code for a protein of 378 amino acids. The record is from RefSeq and is a predicted model, not a curated record. Lineage: Eukaryota; Fungi; Basidiomycota; Agaricomycetes; Polyporales; Polyporaceae.
AUCCUCAUCUCUCUCCCUCUCCCUCCCCACACCUGCCGCCAUGCUGCCGGCGCUGCUGCUCUCCCCGACGCUCCUUCUCCCCCUCCUCGCUGUCCUUGGCCUUGGCCCCGCCCCGGCGCGGGCGGGCGAUGUGCAGUUCGGCGGAGGGUGCAACCCGGACCACCAGAAGCUGCAGGAGGGCACGUUCCAGUUCCAGACGGACUGCGACGCCAUGACGUUCUGCUUCAGCGGCAACUCGACGUGCGCGCACCGCGGCUGCCGCCAGGACGAGUUUCCGUUCGGAUACUCGAAGACCGAGAAGCUGCCCGACCGCUGCCCGAAGGGCCAGUUCUGCCCGGACGAGCAGGACCUGUGCCAACCCCUCCUCGCCGUAGGCAGUGCGUGUCAGUUCAACCGUGAUGAUGAGUGCGAGGGGCCGCCGAACUUCAAGGAGCUCGAGGACACGACUGGGUUCGGACUGAACUCCAACGGAUCUGUUUGUCUAAACAACAUCUGCAUGUGGGCAAACGUCACCGUCGGCCUCCCUUGUAUCGUGCAAAACACCGCCUACACUGCGUACGGCCCUGACGGCGAGUUCAUCGACAUCGUAUCAAGGCAAGUGCUCUCCUCGGGCAACUGCAAAGUGGGGCUCUACUGCGACGCUCAGCAGCUGGUUUGCGUCCAGGGCAAGGCGGUGGGGGACACGUGCGAUGCCGACAAGGAGUGCUUGUCGUAUAAUUGCUUGGCAUCCGGUACCUGCGGCGAUAGGGCCGACACCCCGCGCGAGGUCGCCAAGUGGGUCUAUGUCGUGGUCGCUAUUUGCAUUUUCGGAGGUAUCAUCGGGACUCUCAUUGGGCUCUACUUCAUUCACCGGAAGGACCGUGACCAGGAGCGCGAGAAGCGUAUGCAGUACUGGCGCGAGCAGAACGCCUUCCGUCAAAACAUCAUGCAGAUGCAGGAGACAGCACGAAACUCGCUGAUGAACUUCGACACGCCAGGGACGAGCCCGCGGAGCACGAUGUACGGGCGCGACCAGCAGACGGAGGACUCGCAGGCGCCGAUGCUGCACCAGGCGAGCAAGUCGAGCGCGCUGCGGUACUACGUCUCCGACGACGGCUCGCAGAUCGACGACCGGUCAGACGAGGACCUGAUGAUGCGCCGCCGCGACCCGCAGCCGCACCAGGGCGACCGGUUCUGAUUAGGCUGGCCCCCCCGUCCGUGGUGAUCAUGCUCUCUUCUAGACACUCCUAUUUACGAAUGCAUAGCGGGCUGCAUCGGACUUCAUCAGCUACGGCUAGGCUCGGCCCUCGCUUCGUACGCACAUUCGCCCCUCUACGAAACGACGCGCUCGGACGCUUCGUGCACCGUGCAAUCCUCCCCGCCCUCCCACAACUGUAGCGUACGGUUCAGUAAUAUGACUGGUGCUACGCCCCCCCUGGGUUUUCAACCUCGCAGUCGUCCCCUCGUUUGUUGGCAGUGUAUAGCAAUAAUAUACCACAUGCUUGUAUAUACAUACGAUCCC